GUGCUUUAAAAGACAAGCAUUGCUAUUUUUCGCUCUACAAUCAGGAAAUAAAGUCGCGACAAUUCGCUCUCCGACGAUUCGUCAUGACUGUGCUCAAUGUGCUGCUCGUCUUGUGUUCGAUCCAAUCCUUCGCGAAUGGGAUGGGUUUUCGCGGAUUCACCUACCGCGGUCUAGAGGAGCCGAAACCGAUAGGACCCUACAAGGACCAGGUGAUCGAAGGCUGGAUCACUCAACCGCUCGAUCACUUCAAUCCCCGUGAAAAUCGCACUUGGUCGAUGCGUUACUAUGAAAACUCCGCGUUACUGAGAGCAAACGGGCCUAUCUUGAUCACGAUCGGCGGAGAAUGGACGAUAUCGACUGGAUUUCUACAGGGUGGACUGAUGUACGAGAUCGCGUCCGUUCACGGUGGCAUGAUGUAUUACACGGAGCAUCGCUUCUACGGGAAGAGCAGGCCGACAAAGGACACCAGCGCGAGCAACCUGCGAUACCUGAGCGUCGACCAAGCGCUCGCCGAUCUCGCGAAUUUUAUCGAAACGAAGAAGAAAGAGAAGAAUUUGGAAAACAGUCCUGUGAUAGUGUUUGGCGGCUCCUACGCCGGCAACAUGGCGACGUGGGCACGACUCAAGUAUCCUCAUCUCAUUCAGGGCGCCCUAGCUAGCAGCGCGCCGAUUUAUGCGAAAGCCGAUUUUUAUGAGUACUACGAAGUGGUGACGAGAUCGCUCGGCAGGCACAGCGCGCAAUGUGUGGCGGACGUAAAGACUGCAUUCGAGUCGGUGGAGGAGCUGUUGGCCGCGCAAGGCGGCCCCGAGAAGCUCAAGGUUUAUUUCGACUUAUGCAACGUGCCGGAUGUGAAGUCUCCGAGUGAUCUCGGAAGCUUGAUGAAUUCAUUAGCAGAGGUAUUCGCUGAAAUCGUCCAAUACGACAAAGUGGAGAAUGGACGCACGAAGAUCGCGGCGUUGUGCGCCGAGAUGACAGCGACGCAUCUUGGCAGCCCUCUGCAGAGACUUGCGCGUGUCAUCGCGAACUCGGAUCCGGGUUCGGCUUGCUUCGAUAUGAGUUACAAGAAUGUCAUAAAGAAAUACCGCGAUAUCUCAUGGGACUCGCCUGCGGCAGCCUCUGCCAUGAGACAGUGGUAUCAUCAAACCUGCACGGAGUACGGUUACUAUCAGACUACCAGCUCGGAUAAGUCGAUCUUUGGAACGCUCUUCCCGCUGAGUUACUUCACCGACAUGUGUAUCGAUUUGUACGGCGAUUACUACAACGAAAAGUUGCUGGAUUCGCGAGUGAAGAGGACGAACAUGAUGUACGGAGGGCAGCGACCGGAUUUGACGAACGUGAUUUUCACGAACGGCGAUAUCGACCCGUGGCAUGCUCUAUCGGUGUUGGAAGAUCUCAACGCUUACGCCCCAGCUAUUCUCAUCAACGGCUCUUCGCACUGUCGCGAUCUCUACAGCGACGCAGACACGGACGUGGAGGACUUGAAGAAAGCCAGAGCGAAGGUUCGCAGCAUAAUCGGCAAGUGGCUCUCUUCCGUGAAGGAAGUCCUCGUCAGGAAUAAGGACGAUGAAUAAGGCUUCAGGUUCCUUUCCAUCUAAUGCAUCGAUUAUGAUACGUUUACAAAAGCUAUGUACAAUACUUGAGAUACUUGCAUGUGCACCACACGUUACGAUAAAUCUAGUAGCUACCAAAUACAAAAUUUAUAUUACGCCCACUUGACACCAGUGCUGUAUAAUUCUAAAAAAAAAAAAA
This is a messenger RNA of Harpegnathos saltator (Jerdon's jumping ant), 1749 nucleotides long. RefSeq names its product putative serine protease K12H4.7. The record is from RefSeq and is a predicted model, not a curated record. Gene Ontology annotation, biological process: proteolysis. The transcript has 10 exons. Bases 84 to 1571 code for a protein of 495 amino acids. Gene Ontology annotation, molecular function: serine-type exopeptidase activity; dipeptidyl-peptidase activity. NCBI's taxonomy places the organism in Eukaryota, Metazoa, Arthropoda, Insecta, Hymenoptera, Formicidae.